AUGCCCACCAGCGCCCUUGACUCCCUCCUGUUCAAAAACCUCUUCGGCACCGCGGCCAUCCGCGCCAUCUUCGACGACAAAACCUACAUCCAGCGCUGCAUCGAUGUCGAAACAGCCCUCGCGCGAGCACAGUCCAAACUAGGCGUCAUCCCCGCAGAAAUCGGAGCCCGAAUCACCGCCGCCUGCACAAAUGCUACGCUAGACUACGAUCGCUUAUCCAACGAAACGGAAAUCGUAGGCUACCCCAUCCUCCCUCUCGUGCGGCAAUUAGUAGCCGCCUGCGGCGAGGGCGAAGCAGGCAGCUAUGUGCACUGGGGCGCAACGACGCAGGACAUCCAGGACACGGCGGCGGUGCUGCAGAUGAAAGACGGCCUACUCCUGGUCGAGGAGUACCUGCGGAAACUCGUUGGCACGCUGAGCCGGUUGGCGCAGAAGUACCGCGACACGCCGAUGGCGGGGCGCACGCAUUUGCAACAUGCGUUGCCCGUCACGUUUGGGUACAAGUGUGCUGUUUACCUGUCUGGGUUUCAGCGGCAUUUGGAGAGACUACAGCAGUUGCGGCCGCGGUGCUUGUUGGUGCAGUUUGGCGGGGCGGCGGGGACGUUGGCUUCGUUGGGUUCCGGGAGGGAGGCGGAGACGGGAGUGAAGGUUCGGCGGGCGCUGGCGGAGGAGUUGGGGCUGCAUGAUCCUGUUGUUACGUGGCAUACGGCGCGAGACGGCGUGGCGGAGAUUGUCAAUUUUCUGGCGCUUGUGGGUGGGAGUUUGGGGAAGCUGGCGCUGGAUUUGAUUGUCAUGUCUUCCAACGAGCUCGGGGAGGUCAGUGAGCCUUUCGUCCCGCAUCGUGGCGCGAGCUCGACGAUGCCGCAGAAGCGAAACCCGAUCUCAUCAGAGGUCAUGCUUGCCGCGUCGAAGUUGCUGCGUGCCAACGCUUCGCUAUGUCUGGAUGCGAUGGUGACGGACUUUGAACGCGCGACCGGGCCGUGGCAUUUGGAGUGGGUGGCAGUGCCGGAAGCAUUCAUCGUUGCCGUGGGCGUGUUACAUCAGGCGGACUUUGCCAUGUCUGGAUUGGUCGUCAACGUGGAUCAGAUGGGACGGAAUCUCAAUUCAACAAGGGGGUUGAUCGUCGCAGAGGCGGUGAUGAUGGAACUCGCGAAACACACAGGACGGCAGAAAGCACACGACAUUGUGUACGAGGCGUGCAAGGAGACUAUCGAGGCGGGCGAGAGUACUUCGCUAUUCGACGUGCUUUCCGGAAAGCAACAAGUGACGGCGUCAAUAGCGACCGACAAGCUUCGAGGCUUGUGUGAUCCCGCCAACUAUCUUGGAGCUGCGAGCGUGAUGGUCGAUGAUGUGCUUGCAGUUCGAUAUUGA
Molecule: messenger RNA, 1371 nt
Organism: Neohortaea acidophila
Lineage: Eukaryota; Fungi; Ascomycota; Dothideomycetes; Mycosphaerellales; Teratosphaeriaceae
Product: beta carboxy-cis-cis-muconate lactonizing enzyme, cyloisomerase, CLME1
Exons: 1
Coding region: 1-1371 (456 amino acids)
Molecular function (GO): catalytic activity
Source: RefSeq, a predicted model, not a curated record